Molecule: messenger RNA, 1447 nt
Organism: Coturnix japonica (Japanese quail)
Lineage: Eukaryota; Metazoa; Chordata; Aves; Galliformes; Phasianidae
Gene: HAUS2
Product: HAUS augmin like complex subunit 2
Biological process (GO): centrosome cycle; microtubule nucleation; spindle assembly
Cellular component (GO): centrosome; mitotic spindle microtubule; HAUS complex
Source: RefSeq, a predicted model, not a curated record
CACCGGUCUUCUGUGCUGUUUCCAGGUGGGCUUUUAAUGCACUGUUUCCCAUCCUAACUCUUCAAAUGUAGGGGGUCCAAGUGGUGCUUUCAGACAGCUUCUCUUAUUCGAUCCCGAUGCAGUCAGACGGCCUCCGCACCCCCGGGGGUGGCUGGGGCCGGAGCAGCCUCUCUCCACACCACCCCUCUCCCUUCCACACCCGGGGCGCCGGGAGCCGUCACGGCUCCUCCGGAAGCGGAACCCGGUCAGCCCGCCGUCACACCCACCGUGGUCGGCGGCCCGCGGCCCGGCCUUCCGGGUCGCUCAGGAUGGCGGAGCUCAGCUGGAGGGAUUCCGCAUUAACGGUGCCCGACAGCCCCGGGUCCUGGGAGGAUCUGACGGAAUGGGAGAGUUGGUUCGACGAGACGGUCGGCAACAGCCCCUGGGGGUCGGACGAGCCCACGGAGAUUGAAACCCUGCUGGAGAAAUGCGUGGCGGAGGGCUUCGUGAGCCAGGAGACGUUGGACUCGGCCUGUGAAGAAUUCGAGUGCUUUGUGAGGUUUGCAGAGAGGGAAAAAAUGGCAAACGUUCGAGCAGAAAUCAAUGAGAAGAAGCUGGAAACUGAACUUCUGCAAUUGGAGAUGGAGACAGCGGACAUAGUUCAUCCGUAUUAUUUAAGUAAAAAGUACCAGCUAUUGCAAGAUGUGAACAGACACUUGGAAGCAGUUCUAAAAGGGAAGAAAAGACUUCGGCAGAGGCUGAUUAAGCCCGUAUGUGAAGAAACCCUGCCUAUUAAGGCUGAUUUCCACAAGUGUGUGAUGGAGUUGUUGACUGAGGCUGUGACUUUCAUUGAGAAGCUGGAAAACCAUUUGCAGACUGUAAAAAUGAUCCCUCAGGUACCAACUUUCAUGAAGAAUCUGGACGUUGCUUUGACAAAAACAGAGGUGAUGGUGACAGACUUGGAAGAGCUGACCGAGCAAAUAUUGCGGUGGAGAGAAGUGCAAAAAGAAGCAUAUUCUGACAGCGUUUGCAAUAUUGCUGAGUUGGACUUGGGCUUAUCUACCUAAGAAAUGAUAUUUUUCUUCAUAUGGGAUGACUGUUUGAAGAACUGCCAUGCAAGUCUCCUGUGGAAACUGCAAAACAGUUGCGUCUUAAAGCUAAUGGGGAUUUUGUAAAUAGUUAUAUUUAUGUUCUGACAUUGUAGUUCACUGUUUUCCAAGUAGCUGAAAACAAAAGCAAGUGAUAAAAGGCUGAGCAGUAGCUUGUAAGUAGACAGACUACUGAGAGGACUGUUAGAGAGUUUCUCUUUGAAAUAGUAGAGAGUCUCUUGGAGCCUUUAUCUUCAGUGCCGCUUUGUAGCCACAUGUUGGCUAUGGAACCUCUUCAUUUUUAAAGGUAUGUUGAUAAUACACUGUAUUUUGUAUGUUGUUAUAAAACUUCAAUAAAAGUACCAGAUUUCGAGAAUUAA